UGCCCUACCUUGAACUUCUCUUAUUCUGAGCGUCUGCAGUAAAUGAGCAGCGGAGAUUAAUAGUUUUGGAUGAGACAUCGAACAUGUAUGAGACGCAUGAACGCUGUGUUUAAAGAGGCAGAAGUCGGAAAUGCAAGCACUCCUUGGGUUUCCAUGACUGACUGUUUCAGAGCUGGAAGUUUACUGGGAGCUGCAUAUGGUGAAGGCUGUACCUCGUUGAUAAAUAGGUGAAGCGGUCAUUUGUAUCACUUUAAUUCUAAUUAGCCCACUUAAAAUGUGGGCUUGGUAGUUUGACAUAUUGUCUGUACAGCACUCAGCCAGUGAGGCAACACUUCAGAUCACUCGGAGCCCAUAAACAAAGGGUUAUUUUGGAACUUCGACACCAUGCCACUUCAUCAGAGCCCAGGGUACAUGUGACAACAACCUUACAGGAGCAAAAAAGCCAAAAUCCAACUCUGUCAGUGAACUGACCUAGUGCCUUCCUGUGGCUAUUGGCAUGUCAUCAUUGCAAAGUUAUAUCUUCCAUUCAGGACAUCAUUUGAGCCCAAAUCAAAGGUAAUCGGAUGAUAUGAAGCUCUGUGGGGAUAAAUUAAUAGGACUGUGGACCUGGUUCAACAUAAGCAACAUUUGAAAAGCAGAACAGAGAAGUAUUCAGAGACGCAAUUGAUUGGCAGCAAUGACAGAGGAGGAGCGGAGGGUGAUAGCUAAUAACCGUGAAUAUAACGAAAAGUUUCAAUAUGCUAGUAACCGCAUCAAAACCUCAAAGUACAACAUUAUCACAUUUCUGCCUAUCAACUUGUUCGAGCAGUUCCAACGAGUUGCCAAUGCAUAUUUUCUGUUCCUGCUGCUUUUACAGCUGAUUCCUCAUAUUUCUUCACUGUCCUGGUUUACCACUAUAGUGCCUUUAGUGCUGGUGUUAACCAUCACUGCAGUCAAAGAUGCUACAGAUGAUUUUUUUCGCUACAAGAGUGAUAAUCAGGUCAACAACCGACACUCUCAGGUGCUCAUUGAUGGCAAGCUACAGAAUGAGAAAUGGAUGAAUGUCCGUGUAGGAGACAUAAUCAAAUUGGAAAACAAUCAGUUUGUGGCUGCUGAUCUGUUGCUGCUGUCAAGUAGUGAACCUCAUGGUCUUGGUUAUGUCGAGACAGCAGAGCUUGAUGGGGAAACCAAUUUGAAAGUUCGACAAGCACUGCCAGUAACUUCAGAGCUUGGAGCAGAUAUGUGUAGGUUGGCAGAAUUUAACGGGGAAAUCAUUUGCGAGCCUCCAAAUAAUAAAUUGGACAAGUUCACUGGGACUCUAUUUUGGAAUGAUAAGAAGUACUCACUAGAUAAUGAAAAGAUGCUGCUUCGAGGCUGCGUGCUACGGAACACAGAGUGGUGCUUUGGCUUGGUGAUCUUUGCAGGGCCUGAUACCAAGCUAAUGCAGAACAGUGGCCGAACCAAAUUCAAACGAACCAGCAUAGACCGACUGAUGAAUACUUUGGUACUGUGGAUCUUUGGCUUCCUUGUGUGUAUGGGAAUCAUUUUGGGAAUUGGAAAUUCCAUUUGGGAGAGUGAAGUCGGGUUUCAUUUUCAAAUCUACCUGCCCUGGGACGAGUGGAUGAAAAAUGCGAUUUUAUCGGGAUUUCUAAGUUUCUGGUCUUACAUAAUUAUCCUGAACACAGUUGUACCGAUCUCACUAUAUGUCAGUGUUGAGGUCAUUCGACUUGGGCAUAGCUACUUCAUAAACUGGGAUCGAAGGAUGUAUUAUGCCAAGAAAAACACAUCCGCUGAGGCUCGAACCACAACACUUAAUGAAGAACUGGGACAAAUAGAGUACAUAUUUUCUGACAAAACAGGAACUCUUACACAGAAUAUAAUGAUUUUCAACAAAUGCUCAAUUAAUGGAAAAGCUUAUGGAGAUGCUUAUGAUGAACUGGGACAUAAAAUUGAAAUAUCUGAGAAAACGCUGCCUGUGGAUUUUUCAUUCAAUACGUUAGCAGAUCUAAAGUUUAAAUUUUAUGAUGCCAGUCUGGUGGAAGCAAUAAAACUGGGGGAUUCAUCUGCGCACGAGUUCUUCAGAUUGCUUUCGCUCUGCCAUACAGUGAUGCCAGAGGAGAAAAAUGAAGGAGAACUUGUUUACCAAGCCCAGUCACCUGAUGAAGGAGCCUUGGUCACAGCUGCAAGAAACUUUGGUUUUGUUUUUCGAUCCCGCACCCCAGAGACCAUCACGGUGAAUGAGAUGGGCCAGCCCGUUAUAUACCAACUACUGGCCAUUUUGGAUUUCAACAACGUGAGGAAGAGGAUGUCAGUGAUUGUUAGAAAUCCUGAAGGACAAAUAAAACUUUACUCAAAGGGAGCUGAUACAAUUUUGUUUGAGAGACUUCAUCCGUCCAGUGAAGACCUGAUGUGUGUAACCUCAGACCAUCUCAGUGAAUUUGCAGGGGAAGGUCUGCGAACUUUAGUGCUCGCCUACAAAGAUCUGGAUGAAGCUUACUUUGAUAAGUGGCAGAAAAGACACCAUUAUGCCAACACUGCUCUUGAAAACCGAGAUGAACUGCUUUCUGCCUUGUAUGAAGAGAUUGAACAGGACCUGAUGUUGCUAGGUGCCACUGCAGUAGAAGACAAAUUGCAAGAAGGGGUUUCUGACACUAUUGCCAACCUAACCCUGGCUAAUAUCAAGGUUUGGGUACUUACUGGAGAUAAGCAAGAGACUGCAAUGAAUAUCGGAUACUCAUGCAACAUUUUAACGGAUGACAUGAAUGAAAUUUUCAUUGUGUCAGGCUACACAGUACUCGAAGUCCGUGAACAACUCCGGAAAGCAACACAGCAAAUGAUGGGAACACCUAUUUGCAAUGGGCAUGCUGUCUCUGAAAAGAAUGGAACUUCAAAGUUAGAAUCGGUGAUUGAAGAGACUGUUAUGGGCGACUAUGCAUUGGUUAUUAAUGGACACAGUUUAGCACACGCACUGGAAGCAGACAUGCAGCGUGAGUUCCUAGACUUGGCUAGCAUGUGCAGAACUGUAAUUUGCUGUCGAGUCACACCAUUGCAGAAAGCCCAAGUGGUUGAGCUUGUCAAAACGUACAAGAAAGCUGUCACACUGGCUAUAGGUGAUGGUGCAAAUGAUGUCAGCAUGAUUAAAAGUGCACACAUAGGUGUUGGGAUCAGUGGCCAGGAAGGCAUGCAGGCUGUUCUAGCUAGUGACUAUUCAUUUGGACAAUUCAGAUACCUUCAGCGACUUUUGUUAGUUCAUGGGAGAUGGUCCUAUUUGAGAAUGUGCAAAUUCCUCUAUUAUUUUUUCUACAAGAAUUUUGCAUUCACUCUUGUGCACUUCUGGUUUGGUUUCUUCUGUGGAUUCUCUGCCCAGACUGUUUAUGAUCAGUGGUUUAUUACCUUGUACAACAUAGUUUACACUUCACUUCCUGUUCUGGCCAUGGGUAUAUUUGAUCAGGAUGUCAAUGAACAGAAAAGUUUGGAAUACACAAGACUCUAUGAACCAGGACAACUUAACCUAUUGUUUAAUAAGCGGGAGUUCUUCAUCUGUAUAGUCCAAGGAGUCUACACCUCCAUUGUCCUUUUCUUUAUUCCAUAUGGUGCAUUUUGUGACACUACGCGAGAUGAUGGGACUCAUCUUUCUGAUUAUCAGUCAUUUGCUGUUACAGUGGCAACAUCGCUGGUGAUUGUGGUUAGUGUGCAAAUUGGGCUUGACACUAGCUACUGGACUGCAGUGAAUCAUUUCUUCAUCUGGGGGAGCGUGGCUGUCUAUUUCUCCAUUUUAUUUGCCAUGCACAGUAAUGGAUUGUUCGCAAUAUUCCCAGGCCAGUUUCCUUUCAUAGGAAAUGCUCGAAAUUCCCUGGCCCAUGUUACAAUCUGGCUGGUCAUAAUUGUAACCACAGUACUAUGCAUUGUGCCUGUCGUCGCAAUCAGGUUCCUGAUGGUAGAUUUGAAACCAACCUUGAGUGACAAGGUACGAUACAUGCAACGCGUCAGAAGAAGACAGAAGCCAGUGCAGCAUCGUAUGCGGCGUGUAAACCGUACCAGCUCGAGAAGGUCUGGCUACGCAUUUGCCCAUCAAGAGGGCUUUGGUGAGCUCAUUACCUCAGGAAGGAACAUGCGCUUCAGUAAACCAUCGACGGUGACAACUGGGAAGUCAAUGCCGAGCAGCACCAGCUGGAUUGAAACUUUACGAAAGAAAACAACAGACACAGUAAAUAGCUUUGGCAGUGACAGAAAUAUAAAACAGUAAAGCAGCAGUCAUUUGGAAGGAAGGAUGCUUUACUUUGUUUCAAACUUGGCCAUAGUUUGUACUGUGCUGCAUGUCUGCAAAGCUCCAAUCACUAUUGGCUGAAGAGUCACCAAGGAAUGAACUCUUGUUUCAGAGCUGUUGUGUGCCAAGUUUGUCAUGCAAUGUUGGAUAAACAUGGUGGACUCUUCGUUGCCAAGUAUUAGCAAGAAAGAGUUCUAACUUGCAAUUUGUGUAAGCUUGACAAAAAUGUCAGCUCAAUUGAAAUUGAGCAUUUUGAGGCACUUGUCAGUAUAUCAGCUGACAUCCCUGUUACAAAGCAAAUUUUUAUUCUAAGCUGUAAAUAUUUUUUAGCUUUUGAAAACAUUUUUGUAAUGCAAGAGAGCAACAGUUGCAUUAUGAAAUGCUGCUCAACAUAAAUGGACCUAUAUAAAUAAGAUUAUGGAAGAUUGGCAAAGCAACUGUACAUAAUAUAAUUCAAUUCAUUCACUAGAGGGACCCAACUAUAUUCUAUUCUGUCUAAGAAUGUUACUCUGUGGUCCUGUAGCUAUAACCUCAUUUGAGGAAAUUAGUGCCUUUGAGUUUUCCUCACAUGAGGAAACAACUUUAUUUGAAUGUAUGUAUGGUUUUGAAAACUACACGUUGCAUUUACAAACUCUUUCUGCUUUAAUGGCUCAGUUUAACUUCACUUUCUGAUUGUAUUUCUGCACUGAAAUGCAACAGCUAACCUUAUCAAAAUUGUUACAUUUGCAACAUGUUUUCUACAAGAUAUUUGCUCUUCGUGCAGUUACUCUUUAUAUAUCAAUGUAUUCGCACUAUUUUUCCAAGAGAGAACAUCAAGCAGGCAAAGUCUGUUUUAAGACUUUGUGGACAUAGUAAACACAUCAUUUGGUUUCAGUCUUGUUCAAAUGUGUCUUUAGUACAGAUUAUUAGCAACCUCUAUCUCCCAGCAAUGUUUCACUGUUUGGCUCUUCAGAGAGUCGGUUAUGUACUUUGCUGUACAUGACUUAGUUGCUUCAUUUUCUCCAAUAUAGUGUCAACAACACUUCAAAAGUAUUUCAUCAGUUGUGACAAUCUGUCUUGAUAUCAUAUUAGGCACUAUGUGAAUGCAGUUAUUUCUUUCUAUAGGAGGAGCCCAUUACCAUUUUGGUAAUUUAAUUUCCGACAUUAGUAUUGAACUUCAGCAAACAUCGUUAAACUAUCUCUUGUCUUUAUUAUUACUGAUUAUUUACAUUUGUUGUGUUAAAACUGGUCCAUGUCUCUAGAAUCCAACAGUACUGUACCUGUACUCUUGUGGAUUAAGUGAAGGCAGACACACAGUACAAUGCAGCUGUGCAUUUUCAGUGGACAAGGUAAUAAACAAGAAGACUUCACUUCACCUCUCCCAUUUUCAUAAAACAGAAUAUCUGACCUCUGAUGCAUUGCCCAACCCCCAACUCAACAGCAGUGGAUUAUUUCUCACUCAGCAUUUGCAACCUUCUCUCUGCCUUACUGACAUCAAAAUGGUCCCUUGAGGCCAUCCACAGGGAGUGUCAAUCUGACCUUUCAGUGCCAUUCCCAGAGAUCAGACAAUUGCUACCCUAUUGAAAACGGCUUCAGACUUUUCUCUAACUAAGGAUGAAUUAUCAUUUCUCAUUAACCCAAUCACAGAUGUGGCCUUCCAUUGACACCCGACCCCAGUCACAUUCAAACACUUGAACAAAUAAGACAUUGCCAGGAAUUACAAAAUGCUUCAUUAUGCUCUGUCCCCUCUCCUCUGCCAUUGUGCUCUUUUUUAUUCCUUCUCCUCCUGCACCCUCAUUUUUUCCCUUUUCCUUCUUUCACCUCUGAUCUACUUCCAGUUGUCGAUUCCCUUCUAAUCUUAAUUGAAUGAGUACUGAUCCUACUCGUGAUCUCACAAAAUGUUGACCAUUGCACUUGAGGUCCACAUUCCAUCUGAAGUGGAGUAUUGCCCUCAGUCAGUGUCCAAACUGUAUCUCCUGCUAUUUUUCUUAUCUAUUGUGCACCCUCAUCUGCUCAUCAUUAUAGUUAUGUACUGGAUUACUGAUCUAGAGGUCUGGACUAAUGAUUUGGAGACAAGUUCAAAUCCCACCAUGGCACUAGGGAAUUUAAAUUCAGUUAAUAAAUAAAGCUGGAAUAAAAUAUGUCAGUGUUAGUAUUAGUGGCCAUGAAAGUUAUCAGAUUGUCAUUCUUUUUUAAGCUCAAUAAAUGUCCUCGAGGGAAUAAAAUCUGCUCUCCUGAUUGGUUCUGGCUUAUAUGUGACUCCUGGCCAACAGAAAUGUGGUUGACUUUAACUGUGAUCUGUAGUGGCCCAGCAAGUUAUUUAUUUGUAUUUAAGAGAUAUUGUCUGCAGCGGCCAAGAAAGUUAUUUAUUUGUCUUUGAUAGAGUGCCUCACCAUUGCCUUCUCUAGGGCAGUUAGGGUUGGGCAAUAGAUGCUGGCCUUGCCAAUGAGGCACACAUCCUGAAACAUCCUGUCUGACAGACGCGAUGAGCGUAAUUCUCCACUGGCCAGAGACAUAGUGAAGGUGAAAUAGUUGGGCAAGUUUGCCCUGGAGAGAAACGCACACCCUUUAUGGCGACUCACUUACUAAGUUUUGGGUGAGAAGGCCCACACACAAUCUUCUCAACUUGCCACCAAUUAAGGCCCAUAAGUUGUCAAUUAAUUGCCAUUUAAUCUCACCACCGGCAUGAUUACCUGCCUUUCUGACAAGCAAGAAAGGUGACUAAUUUCCACUCUGGGAAACCAUAGUAACCUACGUGCCAGGUUUGUAAGGGCAGGGGAAGCUUUCUUCUGUUGCCCCAUGUGGGGAGUUUUGUUGGGAUACAUGAAUGGGGAUGGGUAAAGGAUGGCAGCUGAGAGCCACCCAUGACCUUGCCUCCAAUCUCCCGUUCCCUGUGCUCUCCAUCUUGUGAGUUACUUAGGCCAGGAGGCUUUAGAACCUAAAAGAUACUGGUGUCCUGGAUACUAGUGUUGAGCCUCUGUUAGACCAAGAAACCUACCCACGCUUACCUGUGAGCAUUUUGUGACCUGAUUAAGGGUGACACAGUGACUGAGUGGUUAGCAUUGCUGCCUCACAGCGUUAGGGACCCGGGGUCAAUUCCAGUCUCAAGUGACUGUUUGUGUGGGGUUUGCACAAUCUCCCUGUGUCUGCGUAGGUUUCCUCUGCGUACUCCGGUUUCUCCCACAGUCCAAAGGUGUGCAGGAUAGGUCAAUUGGCCAUGCUAAAUUGCCAGGGAUGUGUGCACUAGGUGGGUUAGCUGCAGUAAAUGCAGAAGUCUGGGAAUAAAUUAAAGAGCUGGGCCUGGGUGGGUUGCUGUUUGGAGGGUCAGUGUAGACUUGAUGGGCUGAUUGGCCUCUUUCCACGUUGUAGUGAUUCCAUGAUUGGCAGAUGAAUAGAUGAUGGUGGGGGUGCAUGUAACAGACAACCAAAAAUUUGGAGACUUCUGCCUGAAACUUAAAAGUUCUUGCUAGAGUUGUUUUACCUGUGUCACAGGUACAAUGUUAGUAAAUAUCUAAGAAAGAAAAAUGCCUUUCAAAACUGAUUAUGUAGAAAAGAAAUUUACCCCUCUGAGUCCAAGACCAAAACAUUGAGUUCUUGCUGAAGAGUGGAGCUGUUAUGGGAACAAACAGGAGUGGGCCAUUCGGCCCGUGAAGCCCAUGCUGCCAUUCAACAAGAUCAUGACAUCUGCAUUAGGCCUCAACUCUUCAUUCAUUCCAGCUCCUCAAGCCCUCAGCUUCCUGAUAUUUCAAAAAAAUCUAGCUGCCUGCUCUUUAAAGACUUGCAGUGAUCUAAUCUCUCCAACUCUCCAGAGUAGAGAAUUCUAGCUAUUCAUUAACGUGUGGGAGAAAAAAAUUCUUUCUUGUCCCAAUUUUAAAUGAGUGCCCCUUAUUCUAUAAGUAGUCCUCAUGGCUUGAAAUUCACCCCAUUAGUGGAAACAUUUUCUUAAUAUUUACCCUGUUAAGCCCCCUCGAAUUUUGUAUGUUUCAAUAAGAUCAGCCCUCAUUCUUGUAAACCAGAAUGAAUAAAGCCUGAGACUGAUUAGCCAUUCUUGACAGCCUUUCAUCCCAGGAAUCAUUGUAGUGAAUCUGUUUUGAAUUGCCUCUAAUGCUAGCAUGUCCUUUCUUAAACGUAGGGACUAAAAUUGUACAAUGUACUCUAGAUGUAGCCUCACCAACGCACAGUAUAGUUGUAACAAGAUAUCCUCAUUUUAAUGCUAUGCCAUCUUCCAACACACUAGCAAUAAAGGCCAAAAUUUAAUUUGCCAUUCAAAUUACUUGCUUCACCUGCUUGCUAACUUAGUGUUUCACGCACAAGAACAUGCAGAUCUCUCUGCAGUUCACGUUUUUGGAGUCUCCAGUUAAAUAAUUAACAGCCAUUGAUUCCUAUCAAAGUGCAUUACCUCACACAUUCCUACAUUAAACUCUAUCUGCUAAGCUUUGUCCACUUGCUCAGUCUAUCCAUAUGCCCUUGCAGAUUCUCAUGUCCUCACCACAUGCCCUGCCACCUAUUUUUGUAUCAUAAGCAAAUUUACACUCUGCCCCUCCUCUCAAGUCAUUAAUUCAGAUGAGAAAUAAUUGAGGCCCCUGGACUGAUCCUUAGUUAUGUCUUUCCAACCUGAAAAAGACUCAUUAAUCCUAAUUCUAUAUUCUGUGCUAACAAUCCCUAAUCCAUGCUAAUAUAUUGCCCUCAAUACUGUGAGUUCCUGCACUGUGCAAAAACUUUUCCUGUGCCACCUUAUUAAAUGCCUUGGAAAUUCUAAAUUCACUAUAUCUACCAGUUCCCCUUCAUCAACUCUGCUUGUUAUCGCCUUGAAGAACUCAAGCAGAUUUGUCAAACUUAAUUUCCCUUUCACAGAGCCAUUUUGACUCCGAUUGCAUUAGGCUAUGUCCUGCUAUUUUUUUGUUUAAUUAUAGAUUCAAACAUUAUCUCAUUAACAGAUGUGAGGCUAAGUGGUCUAUAAUUUCUUGUUUUCAGUGUCCUUUCUUGAAUAGGGUCACAUUAAUGUUUUUUCCAACUGGAAUCCAUCCAGAAUCUAUUGAGUUCAGGAAUGUUUUGACAAAUUCCUCCACUAUCUCUGUAGCCACUUCCUUUAAAUUCCUUGAAUACAGGUCAUCAGAUCCUGGUGAUUGUCUUCCUUUGUGUUAAUUUUCCAAAUCAAGAAGUUUAUGUUUGGUAAGCCUAAAUGCUUCAAUUUUUCUGUCAUUCCUUUAAACCAAUAUUUCGUUACAUAUCUCCAAUUAUCUUAUUUUCAUGUUUGUCAAUUUUGUGGGUCUUUUAGGGAAUCUAAGCUACUUUCAAAUAUCCCAAGUUUUUAUAAAAUUUACUGAUACUUGGCAUUGAAUUCCCUCAUAAUUGUCCUGAAACAGACAAAGUUUGGGAAACAUCCUUUAUAUGAUAAGAAGUCAACGUCUGCUGAAUGGGAAACCAUAUGUGUAUAUAUAUGGAGAGAGGAUUCCCAGAUGGAAAUUAGGUGCACAGAUAAAAUAUACAAAACAUUAAAUGUAUCAGAUGUGUGAUAGUGAGAAUUCCCUGUUGAGAGCCACCUCUCCUGCUCUUGUUUCUGACCCCUGUGGCUUCUCUUUGUGGCCCCCAGCCCAAAAACGCAAUUGAUUGAGACUUGCUCCCGAGGAUGUUGGGUGUCCUCCCAUCAGUAGCUAUGGCCUACGUAGGAGCUUUACCAAGUGUGACAGCUGCCAGCCUCUGAUUGAACAGCCUGACCGGAGGAAGCUAUGGUGGGCCACGAUCUAAACAGACAGGGGUCUGACCACCUUCCUGGCAAGCAUGGGAGAUUAGCAAUGAAAAUGGAUAUUCCUGGUCUUGGUGUCGCUUUUCAUUUCCUUUUUCUCGAUUUCUAAGUUGUGAACAUUAGUGUUUGAUACCUUGAGUCACUGUUGCACUUAGAGCCUUUUGUCAUUCUGCUUCAGCCAGUUUAACAACCUUUUCGAGUCAAUGGUUCCAUUUCAUUUUGUGUUCCUUGAAGCAAAUGAAAUUACUUUUCCAGUAAGUGUUGCCCAUGACCUUUGGUCUGGCACAUACGAUCUCAAAGCCUGUGAGAAUGGCCUCUUUUUUUGCAGGAACAUGAAGCAUCGACUUCAGAUACUGAAAGAAUAUCUUCAAUUUCCAACAGAGCCACCCUACUCAAUUAGAAAACUAUAGCAAGCAUUCAGAAUGGUGUUAGAAAUGCAAUAAGUUUGUCAUGUUUACAACUGUUUUAUAGUUCAGGAUGAAAUGGAGGAAUGAAAGGAGUGAUGUGACUUGUGCUGAAUUCUGUUGGCAGAAAAUAUAGAUGGCUAUUUUUUAACCAUUAAAAAAGGAGGGCAGGUUGUUUUACUGGGAAGCAGGUGCGAGAUAUCCAUACUUGUAGCAAAUAGAAGAAGCAUGCCCAUUGCUUGGUUAGUUGAAGUAGUUUGAGCUUGGUGCUAAUAAUGCCAAGGGUUCAAUCCCUAUACUGUUCAAACCUGUAGCUUGCAAUUGAGACGUUUAAUGCUUCACAGGCCGUCAGUGGUAGCGUCCCUACACCUGGAUUGAGCGGCCAGGGUUCAAGACUGAACUCCUGUACACGUGUGUAAUAACAUCUCUGAACAGAUUGUUUAGAAAAGUAAGUUAAUUUUUUUUAAGAGGUGGAAGAUACGUGAAUGGUAGCAGUGGAUAGAUGGUUAAUUUCAUUGAGGAUAUCAGUUUGUAAAUUAUUAUACUUUAUGCUGGUUUAUUUAAUUCUGAGGGAAUAGAUUUGGGAGUCUAAAGGUUAUCUAAUUAGCAUUUUACCUGGGUUCAAAGGCCCAUGUGAUUCAAAUUGCAACAAACAUGGGUUUUGAGAGAGGAAGUUUGCACUUGAUGGCAUUUUAAGAUUGAAUUAUAAGAUUCUCAAAAAGGGUAUCCCUGAAUUUCACGGACUGAUCAGUACACCAGGAUAUGAGAGAGAGGAGGAGCAGAUAGAGGCAGUAAGUGUCUAUUGUUUACUCGGUAGAUGUGUGAUGGGAGUUUCACAUAGAUUAAAAUAACCAAAUGUUUAAUUAUUUAAUUUUUUUAAAUAUAGUAUAUUUUGAACUGGAGAAAGUUCUUCAUGGAGAACCUGUCAUUGCUAAUGAUAAUUAUUGGAUUGAAGGUUAUCAGACUAGACAACAAAAUAAACAAAAGCAAACCCGCAGAAGCUAAGAAUCACUUUGGACUAGUUCCAAGACAAUUGAAUGUUUAAUUAUGGAAUACUGUAAAAUAUACCAUGAAGUGGCCUUUCAGGUGUGUUGAAAGGAAAGGGGGAAAGUUCAGUUCCAUGGUUUAGGCAUAAGUUGCACACUGAAACAGUGUUUCAUCAAUGUUAGAGAUAAUAGGAACUGCAGAUGCUGGAGAAUUCCAAGAUAAUAAAAUGUGAGGCUGGAUGAACACAGCAGGCCAAGCAGCAUCUCAGGAGCACAAAAGCUGACGUUUCGGGCCUAGACCCUUCAUCAGAGAGGGGGAUGGGGAGAGGGAGCCGGAAUAAAUAGGGAGAGAGGGGGAGGCGGACCGAAGAUGUUACUUCUGUUUGGCUUGUUACACCAAAUGUUUUCAAAUGUGGACACUCAUUAUGUAAUGCUUUUAGCUACUGGAAAUGUCUGUUUGCUUAUAAAAUUAUCGGCCUCUAUCAUAGCAAUGGCAAGGAAUAUGCCAAAUUUCUGUUGCUGGAAUAUUCACCAAGAAACAAAAACAAGCUUUUGAUUUUCAUAAUUCUCAUACAAGAGAUUUGGGUUUGACCAGUGUUGACAAUAGAUGUCAAUAUGGCAAUCUUUUCAUACAGCAACGAAUAAGAAACAAACUGGAUAAUUUGAUUUGAUGUUAUUGGUUGAGGGAUAAAUGCUGAAUAGGCCACCAAAGAACUCCCUCCUGUUUUCAGAACAGUGUCAGGCAUUGUUAACAUCUAUCUGCAAGCACAGAUAAGACCUUGAUUCAAUAAGUCAUAUUAAAAUCAGUCUCCUAAAUUGCAGCCUUCCUUCAGUUUUAUAAUCAAUUAUUAACCUAAAUGAUGUCCUUAAAUGAAGCUUGAAGCCACAAUGUUCUGAUUGCCACUGAAUCAAGACUGAUAUCUAUUCAUGUAAACAUAUUUAUGUUUUCUAUCCCACUGUAUCUCCUAUUAGUUUCCAUUCAUUUAUAAUAUGGCUGCAUUAAAUCAGAUUUGGCUGCAAUUGCAAAUUGGCUUACAAAAAAUGCAGGAAUGUCGCAUUCAUGCAGAUAAGUAAAUAAUUAUCCGAAAUGGAAUAACAGCAUCUUUUCAGCUCCCAUCUGUCUAGCUUCAAACUUAUUUUAAUAAGAAGAGAGAAAAGUCUUCCUUCUCUUACAAAAAGUUAAGGGCUCAAAACUGUAUCAAUUUUUCAUGUUCUGCACCUCACAUUUCUUUAUAACUAUCUUCUGAAAGCACAGUAAUUAGCAUUAAUUUCACAAAAUUUUACUUGUCACUCAUCUGUCAUCAAGCACAAACUAUUAUUGUAUUUAAAUAUUCCAUGUAUAGAAAUAAUUCAUAUAAGUCAAACGUUCAUUGUUCAAAUAAUAUCAAGAUUGUUACUCAGUAAAAUAUGAGAGUCUAUAUACUAAUUUAUAAAAAGAUUUUUUUAUUUUCAAUAUUUAGGUAGAUUGUCUUUCCUUUUGUGGCAUAUAUCAUAAAUACACUUCUUAAAAUCAGAAAUAUAGCUAAUCAAGAAGCAUAAUUUUAACUUCUAUUAUGAAAAUCCAAACUUCUACAAAAUAUUAGAUCUUAAUUAAAGGAAAUGGUUAAAAAUAAUCUCUGUGCAAUAAUAAAGUGUACAUUGUAUAGAAAUGCAUGGAUACCAAAGAGUUUUAGCUCUUUAUUUGUAAAGUGCAGAAAAUGUGUUUACAUCUGUAAUGUAUAAUUCUAACAUUAUACAUUUGUUUAUUGGAAAAAUAUGAAGCAUCAGUGCAGUUUAUAUAUUUUUAUCACCGCUUGUGUCUUCUGCUGUAAUUUGACUAUUUGAAGCUAACUGAAUAUGAAAGAAAUUACAUUUUUGCAUGUCUAAAUCUGGUUUUGUGUUUUUGAGUAUAAAACAAAUCUUCAAUACUACAACAUAUUUGAAAUCUCAUCAUAGUUGCCACCUCCAUCCCCAUCUUUGUUUCUUUUCCAUCUGAGCAAAUUCAAUAAUAAGUUUGAAAAGGGAAUUGGGUACCAAUUUGAAAAGUAAAUUAUGCAGGUCUUUUGGAAAAAAGCAAAAGAAUGGGACUAAAUAGGAUAGCUCUUACAAGGAGCAGGUGCAAGAACAAUGGGUCGAAUGGCCUUUUUCUGUGCCGUUAACAUUCUGUGAUUUGUGACAAAUUAUUUUGAAGGUAUUCACCACAGUCACUUCAACCCACUGAAUCAUCAAUUUAACACCAGCAGAGACCGUCGUUCAAAGUGCUUACUUUUGAUGAUAUCUUUGUGGCCAAAUGCUUUGUGAAGUUAAUGUUUGUGAAAUAAAGUUUAACUUUUCCUUA
Stegostoma tigrinum is the source of this 13678-nucleotide messenger RNA. RefSeq names its product ATPase phospholipid transporting 8B4 (gene atp8b4). The transcript is spliced from 30 exons. Bases 677 to 4225 code for a protein of 1182 amino acids. Gene Ontology annotation, molecular function: ATP hydrolysis activity; magnesium ion binding; ATP binding. The record is from RefSeq and is a predicted model, not a curated record. Gene Ontology annotation, biological process: Golgi organization; phospholipid translocation. NCBI's taxonomy places the organism in Eukaryota, Metazoa, Chordata, Chondrichthyes, Orectolobiformes, Stegostomatidae. Gene Ontology annotation, cellular component: plasma membrane.